CAAAAAGAACGCAAUAAUUGCAUUCUGAAAUUGCAGUAACUUUUAUUAUACUUAUCAAAAUACCAGAAUAUUAUCUAAAAAGAUAAAUAAAUUAUAAUCUUCAAAAUUGCGCUCCUCCGAGAACUACUUAGGAGAAUAAUGGAGGACAACGCUACGGAUGAUGGUGACCACAACGAGCCGGAUAGCGGCGGGGGAGAUCCAAACGACGAGGACGAGGACACGGACGAGGAGGAGCAGCAGUUCGACAUAUCGCUAGCGGCAUCUCACUCGUAUAUGGGCGCGGGGCUGGUGGCUGUGGGCGGGCGCUGCGUGCUGGAGGCGGGGUGGGAGGGUCGGGUGCCGGUGCUGGCGCACCACGGGGCGGUGUUCCCCGGGGAGACCGUGCCGAUGCUGCUGCCGCACGCGCACGACGCCGCCGUGCUCGCGCGCGCCAUUAAGAACGACAAGCUGUUUGGUCUGCUCUGUCCUGACGAGAGCGGCACGAUGGUGUCGGGGUACGGGGUGCUGUGCGAGGUGUUCGAGGCGGGGCUGGCGGAGGGCCAGGACGCGCCCUCCUCGCUCACCUUCAAGGCGCGCGCCAACCACCGGUUCCGGUUCGUGGAGAUGCCCAAGCGCUCCGUGCCCAUACACAUAUACAAAAGGAUGCGGUCGGUGGAGGUGCGCGUGCUGCCCGAGGUGCAGCCCGGGGCUCCGCUGCGGCACGCGCGCCUGCUGCCGCCGCCGCCCCCCGCCGCGCCCGCCCCGCCCGCGCUGGACAGCCGCAUGCGCAGCAUGGACGCGGUGGUGACGCCGUGGCCGCUGUUCCUUUACGACAUCUUCGACUAUCGCCGCAUGCGGCAGAUCAUCGAGGAAUACUUCAAAACUAUCAUGUUCGACAAGCUGCCGGAGGACCCCGUGUCGCUGUCGUUCUGGGUGGCGUCCAACCUGACGCUGUCGGCGCGGGACCGGCUGGCGCUGUUCGUGGUCGACAACGCGCUGCUGCGGCUACACAUGGAGGUCAAGCUCAUCAGCAGGAAAAGCGUGCUGUGCUGUUCUUCCUGUAUGGGGGAGAUCGCGCGGCGGGAGAACAUAUUUGCCAUGUCCAGUGAGGGUGUACACUCCAAUUACACGAAUUUAGGCGGGUACAUGCACGACAUCGUGACGGUGUCUGCUGCCACCAACACGGAGCUGUCGGGCUCGCCGUCGGCCGAGUACUCGUGGUUCCCCGGGUACACCUGGACCGUGGCGCUCUGCCUCGGCUGCAUGGCGCACGUCGGAUGGAGGUUCGACGCCCAGAAGCGCAACUUGAGGCCGCAACGGUUCUACGGUCUGUGUCGCAACUAUGUGCAGCCGCGCGCACACGACGACCGGGACCGCUCUUAUACACCGCCGCUGCCGCCCGGGCGACAACUGCUGCUGCCCGACUGAACUGCGGCCCGACCUCACCGCUCCACAUACACCACCACCGCCGCUGCCGCCCGGGCGACAACUGCUGCUGCCCGACUGAACUGCGGCCCGACCUCACCGCUCCACAUACACCACCACCGCCGCUGCCGCCCGGGCGACAACUGCUGCUGCCCGACUGAACUGCGGCCCGACCUCACCGCUCCACAUACACCACCACCGCCGCUGCCGCCCGGGCGACAACUGCUGCUGCCCGACUGAACUGCGGCCCGACCUCACCGCUCCACAUACACCACCACCGCCGCUGCCGCCCGGGCGACAACUGCUGCUGCCCGACUGAACUGCGGCCCGACCUCACCGCUCCACAUACACCACCACCGCCGCUGCCGCCCGGGCGAC
Messenger RNA from Achroia grisella, 1782 nucleotides. It is a transcript of the gene ohgt, whose product is annotated as protein cereblon. The transcript is spliced from 10 exons. Lineage: Eukaryota; Metazoa; Arthropoda; Insecta; Lepidoptera; Pyralidae. The record is from RefSeq and is a predicted model, not a curated record. The coding region runs from base 139 to 1407 and encodes 422 amino acids.